GUUCGGUAUUGCUGCACCCGCUGAAGGUGUGUCGACCUACCCAAAUCAACCCAAAGAAUACUCGCAUCUCAAAUUUAGUUUACAUUCACAAAUAGUAGUAUCCUGAAGUGCAUUGAUUGGCUGCUGGGUUUUAACGUUAAUCAUAGUUCGUGAGAAGUCGGCCAAGUGGUGUUUGCCUUGUGUUUCGUGAAGGGACAACGAGUGGGUCGUCCUCUUGAAGGGAAGAACAAUAACGAAAAUGCUGAAAACAACAGUUGGACAAAAGAUUAUGCAAGAUGUCAUCCGUUCAAACAGGAAAACAUCAGGAACUGGAGGUGGCACAGAUUGGCGUAUUCUUCUGGUUGAUCAAUUAUCAAUGAGGAUGGUGUCUGCAUGCUGCAAAAUGCAUGAAAUUGCUUCUGAAGGAAUCACAUUGGUAGAAGAUCUAAACAAAAAGCGUGAGCCAUUACCUGCCAUGGAAGCCAUUUAUCUCAUUACUCCUUGUGACAAUUCUGUGAGAGGAUUGAUGAAUGAUUUCCUUUCACCUAGCCGUGCCAAAUACAAAUGUGCCCAUGUUUUCUUUACUGAAGCGUGUGCUGAGGAGUUGUUCAAUGAAGUUUGCAAACAUCCGGUGUCUAAGUUCAUAAAAACUCUGAAGGAAAUCAACAUUGCGUUCCUCCCUUAUGAGUCGCAGGUCUUUUCGUUGGAUAACCGCGAUGCGUUUCAGUACUACUUUAAUCCGCAAAAAUCGCAAGGACGUACAGCGGAGAUGGAACGCACUGCUGAACAGAUAGCAACUCUUUGUGCUACUUUAGGCGAAUAUCCCACCAUUCGCUACAGAGUAGAUUACGAUCGUAAUGCCGAACUUGCCCAACUGGUUCAACAUAAACUCGAUGCCUAUAAAGCUGACGAACCAACCAUGGGAGAAGGGCCAGAGAAAGCACGCUCACAGCUGAUCAUUCUCGAUCGAGGAUUCGAUUGUGUUUCUCCAAUGCUUCAUGAAUUGACGUUGCAGGCUAUGGCGUAUGAUUUGCUUCCUAUUGAAAACGACGUCUACAAAUACGAAAGCACAGCCGGUGGACCGGAGAGGGAAGUAUUACUUGACGAAAAUGACGAUUUGUGGGUUGAAUUGCGUCAUCAGCAUAUAGCGGUCGUCUCGACAAAUGUUACGAAGAAUAUGAAAAAGUUCACGGAAUCAAAGCGAAUGCCAGCAGGCGACAAGUCUUCUAUGAAAGAUCUAUCCCAAAUGAUUAAAAAAAUGCCGCAAUACCAGAAAGAGUUGUCCAAAUAUGGAACCCAUCUUCAUCUUGCGGAGGACUGUAUGAAGUGCUAUCAAGGAAAUGUUGAUAAGUUAUGCAAAGUGGAGCAGGAUCUAGCCAUGGGAACUGAUGCCGAAGGAGAAAAAAUUAAGGAUCACAUGCGCAACAUCGUACCCAUUCUUCUGGACACAAAAGUCAGCAACUUUGACAAAAUUCGGAUCAUUCUACUCUACAUUCUAUCUAAGAAUGGCAUUUCGGAAGAAAAUCUUACCAAACUUAUUCAACAUGCCCAAAUCCCUCCCAACGAGCGUAGCAUAAUAAUUAAUAUGGCUUUGUUAGGUCUAAAUGUUGUAGUCGACGGCAACCGUAAAAAAAUUCACCAGAUCACUCGCAAAGAACGCAUCACAGAGCAAACUUACCAAAUGUCCCGUUGGACUCCCAUAUUAAAAGAUAUCGCCGAAGAUGCUAUCGAAGACAAGUUGGAUCAAAGACAUUUUCCAUUUCUGGCCGGCCGUCCUGCUGCCCCUGUCUCAAGAAAUGCUCCUCCGAGUGCGCGGUAUUGGCACAAGGACAAAUCUCAACAGAAUGUGAGAAAUGUUCCUCGCAUCAUUAUUUUCGUAAUGGGAGGAGCUUCCUAUUCUGAAAUGAGGUCGGCAUAUGAAGUGACGAAUGCCGUCAAGAACUGGGAAGUCAUUGUCGGUUCAACUCACCUUUUGACUCCGGAGAGCUUCCUUAAUGACCUUAAGGAACUGAGUAACGGCAACUGAAACGUUUCACGCUUUUUGGACGAAUAGAAAAAGAAAAUCGCGUAGUACAUCGGUUGUCUCGUGGAAACAAACGUCGUCAAACGUUGUUCAAAAUUUUUUUGUGUUUGUAGCCUUCUUUUGAUGCCCGAUUGUUGUCCUUAAAUCCGUUAUCGACGGAAUUCGUGGUCGUGCCUCGGCGCGCUACGUCUACUCCCAGUUUUCUAUUGGAUCCUUUACGUACUUUCUAAUCCUUAUUAUCGUUACUAUUAAAGCUAGUAUUUAAUUAUUGUAUCACGCAUCAUAUGAGCUUUCCUAGCUUUACAGUAGUUGAGUAUUUGGCAUUUGGAACUGUUUUAUUGAUCAGUCUUUAGAUGUGAUUGCAAACCCGUUUACUGAUUUUCGCAAAAUGUGCAGUCAUACAGUACGUUAGAGUCCUAGUCUAUGACGGCAAAGUGCGGAUGUUUUUUCCCCCAUCAUAACUAGUCGCAUUCACCCCUAUCUAAAGUCGCUUCCUAUUAUCUCACAUUUCGGCGUACGUCUUUGAGCAUUAUUAUUCACAUACAUUCCAUAAAUCCGUGUUCGUUCAACCUUAGUACUUGUCGAAAGGCGUUGUAAUUAGGUGGGUAAUACGUAGACGGAACCUUGGCUCCGAGUUGCUGUAGAUUGGAUCACCUGUUUUAUUAGCAAUGGUUCAUCAAUUGUUGUUUAAAUGAGUCAAACAAAAAACAAAAAAAAAAUCAAAUAAAAAUACAACGUGCUUUCGAAAGUCUA
Daphnia carinata is the source of this 2755-nucleotide messenger RNA. RefSeq names its product protein ROP-like (gene Rop). The record is from RefSeq and is a predicted model, not a curated record. The transcript has 13 exons. NCBI's taxonomy places the organism in Eukaryota, Metazoa, Arthropoda, Branchiopoda, Diplostraca, Daphniidae. Gene Ontology annotation, biological process: vesicle-mediated transport; neurotransmitter secretion; intracellular protein transport. Gene Ontology annotation, molecular function: syntaxin binding. Bases 239 to 2005 code for a protein of 588 amino acids. Gene Ontology annotation, cellular component: plasma membrane; secretory granule.